This is a messenger RNA of Opisthorchis viverrini, 741 nucleotides long. RefSeq lists its product as hypothetical. NCBI's taxonomy places the organism in Eukaryota, Metazoa, Platyhelminthes, Trematoda, Opisthorchiida, Opisthorchiidae. Bases 1 to 741 code for a protein of 246 amino acids. The transcript has a single exon. The record is from RefSeq and is a predicted model, not a curated record.
AUGAAGCUGGUCGCAAUCCUUUUGGUGGUCUUGCUGCCUGCCGUGCUUGGUGACGGCUACUACGGCCCACACAGUCGUGGACAUGGUCGCUUCUACAGAGGUGCCUAUGGAGAUCACACCGGUGGGCAAACUGCCGCCUCUGAGUAUGACCUCAGGGGACGUUUGAGCCAGCGUGGAGAAUCCAGCUACAGCGGAGAGUGGGACGCUCAUGCACGUGAAGAUGACAAAGACUUCUACGAAAUGGGAGGACGAUAUGCUGUCUAUGGCAAGGCGUCAGAUGACACUGACUAUGGUCUCAACGCCUACCUGAAGGCCAAGGGUAGAUUUUACGGUCACGGAAAUGAAGAACAAGGCAGCAAGUUUGAACAGUUCACCAAAUUCCGUCGUGGUGGGGGACACGAUAGCUAUGGCAAGAAGAAGCACUACAACGACUACGACAGUUAUGGUCAAAUGAAGAAAUAUGGCAACCGCGAUGUUUCCAGCAAGUUUGAACUGUACGGGAAACUGAAGGCCAAGGGGAAAUUCGAUGCCUACGGUAAGAGCGACGUUGCUAGUGAAUUCGACAAAUACGGCAAAUACGGACAAUCUGGCAGCAGCAAAGAUUACGCUGACCGCGAUUCCUACGGCAAACUCAGUGGCUAUGGCAAGUACAAAGCCUACGGGAAACUGAGCGGCUAUGGUUCCAAGGAUGAUUACUCGAAAUACGGCCGCCACGCUGACUAUGAUGAGCUUGGAUACUAG